AUGAUACGAUCAAAUAAUCAUAUAUUAUGUAAUAUUAUCAAAGAUGCAUUUAAAAGUCGAUUAUCAAUAGUUUCAUCAUCACAGUCGCAGUCGCAGUCACAUUCACAAUCGAUAUGUUAUUAUUCAACAAAGGUUAUGAAUGAUAGACAAUUACAACAACAAUUAAAUGAUGGAGGAAAGAAGAAGAAAAAGGAUAACAAGGUGUUGAUGCAACAACAUAUAAAGAGUUUAGAGAGGACCGAACAAUUAAAAAAGAAUGUUAAAUUGUACAAAGAAAACAAAUUAAAGGCAGAGUUGAGGAAUCAACUCGAUCAAAGAAUACAUGGAAUCAAUGUAAAGGGUGACUUGCCUCUUGGUACAAAGAAAGGGAAUACAAGUAGUCCUCGUACAAAGUGUUGUCCAAAUUGCAUAUCGAUCAAACAAGCUGUCGCAAAUGAACACUUGGAAUGCUUUGAUGUGUUGGUCGGAUCGAAUGAAAUGAACCAAUCGAGAGGUGACACGAUACUGCAUGCAGCCAUCGAGAAUAGAUCACUUGGAUUGGUUCAAAAGAUAUUGAAUGAUGAAAGUUUGGUCAAGACUGGUAUAUUGAAUACACCGAAUCAACAUGGAUUUGCACCUAUUCAUUUUGUGGCAAUGUCAAUGGAAAAGGAAUUAGAGGAUAUUGGAGACGCGAUAGAAUCGGUUGAAAAGAAGUUACGGUUGGUCGAAAAUGUCGAGGGUGACACACCACUCAUCGCGGCCAUUAAAGACCAGCAGAUGGAGCAGGUGAUGUUCCUGAUCGAGGUGGGACACGCCGACCCGAGCCGUGUGAGUCAGCGCACCAACGAGACACCACUCACCAUUGCAACGGCACGCGAUGCUGCAUUGAUGGUUGAGUAUCUGCACAAGAUGGGUGCGCGCGACAAGGUUGGCGCCAACCUCACUUCUCUGCAUGUCGCAGCUGCCGUCCAGAAUCUGGCCAUGUGUCGUAUCUUGCUCGGGCUCGACCCCGAGUUGGUCAACCGUGUGGACUCGGACGGCACAACAGCCGUGUUUCUGGCGGCACAGGCCGGCAACUAUGCACACAUCAACUUUUUCAUUGAGCGCGGGGCGACCAUCGACCACACGAUCCGCUCGAUGGACGGCGACUCGGUGUCACUCGUCUGCGCACAAACCCUGUCCAACAAGACCGAGUUUGCAGCCGUCAUUGAAAAGAGCAAGUGUCGUGUCGACAAGGAGAUGAACAAGCUGCUCGAAAAGUCAAUACACCUUGCUGCCAAAGCCGGCAACACACGUCUCCUCGAAUACCUUGUCGUCGACAAAAAGUGCGACAUCAACGACCGCAACAGAAUGGGUGAGACCCCACUCAUGCUGGCUGUCUCCAGUCGCAAACCCAGCACCGUGCGCGAGCUCAUCCGUCUCGGCGCCAACCUCAACCAAGUCGACGGUACCGGCAAGACAGCACUCCACGUAGCAGCUGAAAUCGGGCUACCCGUCAUCCUCUCCAUCCUCCUCAAAGCCGGCGCCAACCCCAAACUUAAAACCAUUUCAUCAACCUACUCCAAAACACCCCUUCAACUUGCAAUCGAUAAUGAUAAUCAAAAUGUCAUUCAUAUUCUAAAUAAAUUAUAA
Cavenderia fasciculata is the source of this 1611-nucleotide messenger RNA. RefSeq lists its product as uncharacterized. The record is from RefSeq and is a predicted model, not a curated record. NCBI's taxonomy places the organism in Eukaryota, Evosea, Eumycetozoa, Acytosteliales, Cavenderiaceae. The coding region runs from base 1 to 1611 and encodes 536 amino acids. The transcript has 2 exons. Gene Ontology annotation, molecular function: protein binding.